AUGGCUAACCUCGGUCCACCUCCGCUGCCUCCUGGUUGGACAGAGCACGUAGGUCCGGGAGGGCAACACUACUAUUACCACGCUGCCAGUCAACAAUCCACCUACAUAAGGCCUCUUCCAUCCUUCUCGCCCUUCCCUACGACACCCGCCAUAGCCGAAGCAGGGAGGAAAAAGAAGGAAAGGCCACUGGUCAAGACUCUUAUCCCCGGAACCGAAUGGCUUAGAGUGAAGACCACUGAGGGUAAUACCUUUUACACCCAUAAGGGGAGAAAGGAAAGCCAUUGGGUGGUACCAGAGGAAAUUCGGGCCGCUGUGGAAGCCCUUGAACGCGCAGAGUUGCAUGGGGCGGAACAAGCACAGUUACAGCAACAAUAUGUAAGUGGUACAGAAGCUGAGCUUCUCCAGCAAGAGCAGCACACGGAAGUGGAACGCAUCAAGGUGGAGUUGGCAGGAACCUUCAAACGGAAACCAGAAGAGCCUACCCCCUUGGAGGAGGUCAUCAUUACCAAGCGUCCUCGGACAGAGGAAGGGAAGGAAUCCGAUGAUGAGGAUGCAGAAGAUGAGGAUGACCCAGAGGAUGAGGAGUGGAGCAAGGAGGGAGCAGUUCAUCUGGUUGCUGAAGCUGCGGAGAAAGAGAUGAUGGAAGCAAGUCCAGCUGUUACGGAGACGGAGGAGAUGGGGGCGAAGAAGGUCAGGGGAAAGCCCCAACUCAACAUACCGGACCGUGUGGACCUCUCAUUGGGCGAGGCAAAGGCGCUUUUUAAAACACUGCUUCGAGAGAAAGAUAUUAACCCGCUCCAUCCCUGGGAUACAUCGCUACCCAUUUUUGUAUCUGACCCACGCUAUGUUCUUCUUCCUUCUGUGUCUGCUCGCCGCGAGGCCUUCGAUGAAUACUGCCGAGAUCGAGCCCGCGAGCUCAGGCAGCAAAACGUUAAGAAAGGGAAAGCGGAAGCCAACCCUAAGGAAGAGUUUGAGAGCUUACUUGCUGAAGAAGUAAAGAGUACUAAAUCUUCCUGGACCGAUUUUCGACGAGCCUGGAAAAAAGAUAGACGUUUCUACGGGUGGGGAAGGGAUGAUCGAGAACGUGAAAAGAGAUUCAAGGAGUUCUUGCGAGAGCUUGGAGAACGGAAACGUGCUGCCGCUGAGAAAGCGGAAGCUGGCUUUUUCUCACUCCUUCGAGAAAGCGGGUUACCUCAACCUGAUUCACUUUGGAAGGACGUAAAACGCGAACUCAGUCACGAUCCGCGAUACGACGCCGUCGGAUCGUCUUCGCUGCGAGAAGAACUCUUCAACACCUUCAUCAAGGCAAGAUUGCCAUCCGUUACGGACAAGAAGUCUGAUACCAAGGACAACGAAGAGGUGUCGAGAGCCGUUAAGACCAACGAAAAAGAAGCUCAGCUCAGAAGGUCGGAGAGGAAGGAACGUGCACUAAAAGAGCGUGAAGAAAAAGUGCGUGCAGACCGUGGCCGUGUGGAGGCAGAGAUAGGGCGUUCGCGUGUCGGUCUGGAUAAAGAGGAGGGUGAACGGGAAUUUUGUACUUUAUUGACCGACGCUAUCCGUGAUCCGCAGCUGACUUGGGAAGCCGCCCUCCCAGAACUUCAAACCGACCCUCGAUUUACUCACUCAACGCUUUCUGCUGACCGGCAAUUGCGUAUAUUUCACUCACAUAUGAGCCAACUUCGUGCAAAACAUCUAAGCAAUCUACAUGCGUUGUUCGAGUCACAUACACCGUCCCUGGCCACCGUUUUCUCUAUGCUCCCUGUCGAGUCGUUGAGCAAGGCAUUGCCGGCUACGAAACUCGGCCUUGAUGUUAUCGACCUUGAGAGGGAGUUUGAGAAGUGGCAAAGGGAAAGGACUCAUGAAGCUCGAAAAGCUUUUGAUGAUAUGCUUUCAGAAAAUGCUUUCGUCGACUUCUGGGGAAGGUUGGGUAAGCUGGGUGGUGAAGGCACCGAUGGGGGCGUAAAGGCCGAUGAUCUCGGUGAAGGAGAAGGCGAGGGUUUUGGCGGGACGGUUGACAUGAAAGCCCUGGCAAAGAACGUUGAUCUGGGCGAGGUAGUGAAAGUUCUGAAGAAUGAUAAACGAUACGUUGUUUUCGAUCACGUUCCCGAGAAACGGGAGAGAUGGAUAAGAGACGCAAGUACCAUCCCUACUAUUAAGCAUAGUUACCAGAGUGACGUCGUCCGUCUGCGGAAGAUUGUUAUCAAUAGUCUCUAUUCCAACAGAGACGUUUUCCUCCGAGAACUCAUCUCUAAUGCCAAUGACGCGCUGGAGAAGCUUCGAAUAGUUUCCCUCACGGAGAAGGGGGUGUGGGAUGGCACAUCACCCUUGAAUGUUACUGUCAAAGCCGAACGUGAUGUAAUUGGAAGGGGAGGGCGCAUUAUCAUAACUGGCAAGUGUGCCGACACUGGUAUCGGCAUGAAUGGGGAAGAACUUGCCACCAAUCUAGGUACUCUGGCCAAAUCAGGAACGUCGGACUUCCUUGCAAGGAUGGAGGGAGAGGAGAGUUCCGCUAAUAGCAAUCUCAUUGGUGCUUUUGGAGUCGGCUUUUACAGCAGUUUCCUUGUCGCAGACAAAGUCACUGUAGCUUCCCUUCCACCAAAGUCCUCCAGUAACCCAAAUCCUGUUCAGAGCGUUUUCAGUUCGACUGCCGACGAGAGUUCCUUCGAAAUAUACUCUGAUCCGCGUGGAAACACUCUUGGACAUGGCACAGAGAUUACUCUAGAGUUGAAGGCGGACGCUUUAGACUAUCUUGCUCCUUCUAAUCUCAUGAAACUUGUCCACCACCACUCUUCCUUUUCGACUGCAUUCCCGAUUUAUAUCUGGAAUGAAGUCGAGGAGGACGUUCCUGUGGAACAAGACAUUGGAGGAGUUGGCGAGGAUGGACCACAAGAUGAGGGGGAGGCUAUCGUUGAGGAUGCCAUGCCAGCGGAUUCAGUGCCCGACACAAAAAAGGUCCUUGUUGGCAGGUGGGAGCACAUAAACUCGCAGCCUCCACUUUGGAUGCGUGAUCCGAAGACUGUAUCGGAUGAAGAAUACCAUCUGUUGUACCAAGCCACGUUCAAGGACUUCCGGAAGCCCCUGGCGUGGAGCCACUUUACUGGUGAUUCGGGCUCUGGCGUUUCGUUCCGCGCUAUUGUUUAUGUCCCUUCCUAUCUUGAUGAGACUUUCUUCUCUAAACCUUUAGAGUCGAGUUCGAGAGAUGUCAAACUAUUGGUUAAACAUGUGUUCAUCACCUCCGACCUUGGUGCAUAUGGUUUGCCCAAAUGGGCCAGCUGGGUCCGCGUUAUUAUUGAUGCGGAAGAUCUUCCGUUGAAUGUUUCUCGCGAGAUGCUACAGUCAAGUGCCUUUCUGAAGCAAAUUAGGGGUAUCAUAAUUCGCCGUCUGAUUCAACUCUUCACGAAAAUAUCGGAAGAGGAUCCCGAGAAAUUUGCUGAGAUUUCCAAGGUGUAUCGUACUGUCCUCAAACUUGGCGCAGCGGAAGACGAGAAAAACCGCGGAAAGAUUGUACCACUUUUGCGCUUCGAUAGCAACCAGCGGAAUGCGACCUCGUUGGAUGAUUACAUCAAGAACAAGAAACAGGGACAAAAACAGAUUUUUUAUCUAGCUGACAUGGGAAAACCCGUAUCCCACCUCGCCGGUAGUGUCUUUGUCGAGAAACUUGAUGCCCGCGGUUACGAAGUACUCCUUCUCAACGAACCAUUGGACGAGAUUUUAGUACAAACGCUUCGCACCUGGAAAGCCUUCAAGUUCCAGGACGUUGCGAAGGCUGGUCUCGACUUCGGAGAUGAUACUGAAGAAGAUAAAGAGGCUAUGGCAGAAUUGCGAGAGAAAUAUGCGCCUCUACUUGAGUGGCUGAAAGUUGAAGCUCAAGAGGUUGUCAGAGACGGCCCUUGCGCAGUCGUUGCAGAUAACAAUGGACUUACGGCCAACAUUCAGAAGUUGAUAAGUGCUACAAGUCGUGGCGGGGAACGUGAAGAUUUGAUGCAGGCAAUGAUGAAAAAGCAGAAGGUUUUGGAAGUCAACCCGCGCUCCCCCCUAAUCGAAGGACUCCUCCGCCGCGUUGAAACAACCGCUGGUGAUGAUGAAGACACGAACCGUGACUUGGAAGAAUUGAGAGAAGUGGCAUCGAUCCUCAUUGACAGUGCCCUUGUCCGCUCUGGUUUUGAGGUCGCGGACUCCAACAAGUUCCUUUCCCGGGUGGAUCGUGUAUUGAGGCGUUCAUUAGGCGUGUCCGAAACUGCGCCCACAGACGACACAACUGAGGUUUUGGAAGAUCAUGGGCAAAAGUUCUUCAGCACGCCAGAAUGGCUCGAAGAACAAGGGGUUGAAAUAGAAGUAGAGGAAAUAGAUGACCAGGAGAACGCUGUCCAUGACGAGUUGUGA
Molecule: messenger RNA, 4383 nt
Organism: Pisolithus orientalis
Lineage: Eukaryota; Fungi; Basidiomycota; Agaricomycetes; Boletales; Pisolithaceae
Product: Hsp90 protein-domain-containing protein
Exons: 27
Coding region: 1-4383 (1460 amino acids)
Biological process (GO): protein folding
Molecular function (GO): ATP-dependent protein folding chaperone; ATP binding; ATP hydrolysis activity
Source: RefSeq, a predicted model, not a curated record